Messenger RNA from Funneliformis geosporum, 798 nucleotides. The record is from the annotation of a GenBank genome assembly. Lineage: Eukaryota; Fungi; Glomeromycota; Glomeromycetes; Glomerales; Glomeraceae.
AUGCCACCUUCAAAAUCACUUGAAGUAAAAGAAACUAAAUAUAUUACCACUCUACAAAAGCCAAAGCUUUGCAAGCGUUUUAUCCAAUACUUGUCAAAGCAUAUAUCAGUGAACAUUAACAAACAAUGUUUGAUCAUGAAGGUUGAUCAAUUUGCUAUAAUUCCGGAUGAAAUUUAUAAAUGGCUCAUAAAUGUACUAUCGUUUCAUGAGUAUUAUCAUGGCUCCGCUAAACCCCAAACAUUAAUUUCAAAAGAUAUGCAAGAUAAUUCUUUACGACUUGAGAUGAAACUGUUGUUCCCAAAAUUUGAUUUGACACUAAACAAAGCAGAUGGUGUCUGCAUGAAGGCCUCAAGUAACAAGGAAAUAGUAUUUAUUGAGGUAUCAGGAGGACCCGAAAGUACCGUGGAAAAUCACGUGUGGGAAGAUACUGAAAAGCUAAUCAAAGAAGCGAUGUUUGGGUUGGUGUCUCUGUUGAGAGACUAUUUAGACAAGAAUGCGACGAAUGCAAAGAAUAUACGCACAUACAUGGUGCAAGUUAUUGAAACACUUUUAUUUGGUUUCACAAAUAAAGUCAGCAGUAUUACAGUAUUACCAUUUUCAUUCGACGAAGUUGAAAAGUUUUUGGAAAUUUUUGAAUUACUUUAUGCUUUAUUGAAUGGACUCGAAGGGCAAAAAAAUGAACUUAAGAAGCUGGCGCUCACUAAACCCAUUAAAUAUAUACCUACAGUUCGAGAUUGGAUCUGGGUCCCAGAAUCAAUUGUGAAAUGGAAAGUUAUUGGAAUACUAAAAAACGUGUAA